CAUUUCUGAACGAUCGAUCUGCAACAACGACGGCUGUGAAAGCCGGGUGAGAAAGGCAUAAUGAGCAGCCCAAUCGCAUCGACCUCGCGGCAGAUGCUCUCCGGCGUGGUCGGUCGAAGCGCCCGGCGGUACGCCACGUCGUCAGUGCCAGGAAGUGCUGCAGCGGCGGCACAGACUCCGGCAGCGGCCGAAGACCACGUCACAACCUCGCUCCUCCUCUCUCGGCCGCCCAGGAUUCUCCGCACUCCUCACCCGUUUGAAACGGCCUACUUUUCCUACAAUGCUCGGCUGCAGCGUGCGCUAGCCCAACCUUUUCCCAAGGACUUUUACUUUAAGCGCGGGAGCGCUGCCGAGCGCCGCUUUGACCAGGAAGAGGCUGCUCGGAGGGCGGCAAAGACGGAGGAGGCUGCCGCUGCAGCCGCUGCCUCAUCGGAGGGCGAAGCAGGGCAAGCAAAGGGGCUGAGCGAGGAAGGGAACCAAGAGAACAGCCCUGCACCUCGCCAGACAAAGGCAGACGAGCUGGGCGAUGUCAAGUCGCUCGACCGAGCGCUGGACAGGACCCUCUUUCUUCUCGUCAAGGAGCAGGGAUCACAAGGACGAGGGUGGACGCUGCCCUCGACAAUUGUACCAAAGAGCGGUCGAAGCGAAGGGAGCGAGACGUUGCAUCUGCGUGCACCUGGCGCUGUGACGAAGCUUUUGGGUGACUCGAUGGACAUCUGGAUGAUCAACCACCUGCCUGUUGGCGUCUUGCCCCUGCUCGAAGCUGGGUCCGACAAGACCUAUGUGAUGCGGGCUCACAUCCUCGCGGGACAAGCCUCUGAGUCAUCAUCGGUCGAUUACGCCUGGCUGACGCGCGAAGAGGUACAGCAGCACCUGUCGUCGUCCAAGGCGUUGCCCGGCCUCGAUGCACUCCUCAGUCAAUGACAAAUCUCCGAUUGAGCAGCUAAAAAAAAGAAAAUUAUAGCCAACUUGCAUUGUAUCAAUCCCAUCAAGAGAAAUACUGUCCAUGAUUGUCAGCUUCCUCCUCCUCUAUGUGUCUUUUCUCACGGCCUCAGUCGAGUGGGAGGGUGACCCCCCGACGACGCGCUUGGCGCCUGCAGCAAUGG
Molecule: messenger RNA, 1106 nt
Organism: Acaromyces ingoldii
Lineage: Eukaryota; Fungi; Basidiomycota; Exobasidiomycetes; Exobasidiales; Cryptobasidiaceae
Exons: 2
Coding region: 61-924 (287 amino acids)
Cellular component (GO): mitochondrial large ribosomal subunit
Molecular function (GO): structural constituent of ribosome
Source: RefSeq, a predicted model, not a curated record